Messenger RNA from Cornus florida, 593 nucleotides. RefSeq lists its product as uncharacterized. Bases 75 to 398 code for a protein of 107 amino acids. NCBI's taxonomy places the organism in Eukaryota, Viridiplantae, Streptophyta, Magnoliopsida, Cornales, Cornaceae. The record is from RefSeq and is a predicted model, not a curated record. The transcript has a single exon.
UACAAACCUUACAACAUACCCUUUGGACUAACCUUUAAAAACACCAAACACACAGGACCAAACUAUCUAAUAUCAUGCCUCGUGUACACUCAGCAACUGUGUUGGCCGAGACAAUCUCUUGGUACUGUGCCUUGCUCUUGGCAUUAAUGCUGGUGCUGAAUUGUUGUCAGCCCAUCGAAAGCGAAUUCGACGUAGAGAUGCUGCAGAAUGACAUGAUGAUGAUGAUGGACAACAAGGCAUGCGACGAGAUUUACGUGGUUCGGGAAGGAGAGACUCUGCAAACCAUUGGUGAGAAAUGUGGCGAUCCUUAUAUUGUGGAAGAGAAUCCGCAUAUCCAUGACCCGGACGAUGUUUUCCCCGGUCUGGUUAUCAAGAUUAGUCCUUUCAACAAAAGGUAGAGACUUCUUCAAUUUUCACAAGCUUGUUUUGGUUUUCAGGGAUGGAGGUUUUUAAUCAAUAUUGUUGUCCAAUUGUAUCGGUCGACUUUAAAGGGAUAUACAAUUAAUGUCUUGAAUGUACAUUAUAUAGAAUUGUGAAACUUGUGUAAUUCAUUAAUGGAAUAUCAAAAUAAGUCAAUUUUUGUGUACUAUGUA